AUGAAAGUCCUAACCCUAAACUUCCUCACCUGCGCCGUCAAAGCCUGCAAAUCCAGCACCGCUUCCUUCCCCCUCCACCCCAAAGACUGCGAGCUGGUAUCAGACACAAUCGAAGCGAAUCCGGCGCUGAUAUACAAUAUUCUGCCCAGAGUUGAUUGGGCUGCUCUGAUGACUACUGCCUCCGAGCUAGGAUUCCCAACACUCCCCGCCCAAGCCCCCACGAAAGAAGAGCUCGAGGCAGACGAGAAGAUGAUGGGGGAACUACACACGCUGUUGCUGGAGACGCAGAUUAGUGAGGGGAUGUUGCGGUGUGGAAAUUGUGGGCAUGAGUAUAGGGUCAAGGAGGGGAUUGCGAAUUUCUUGCUGCCGAAUCACUUAGUUUGA
Messenger RNA from Lachnellula hyalina, 384 nucleotides. It is a transcript of the gene rmt-1, whose product is annotated as Multifunctional methyltransferase subunit. Bases 1 to 384 code for a protein of 127 amino acids. Gene Ontology annotation, biological process: tRNA methylation; peptidyl-glutamine methylation; rRNA (guanine-N7)-methylation. The transcript is spliced from 2 exons. Lineage: Eukaryota; Fungi; Ascomycota; Leotiomycetes; Helotiales; Lachnaceae. The record is from RefSeq and is a predicted model, not a curated record. Gene Ontology annotation, molecular function: protein heterodimerization activity.